Coffea eugenioides is the source of this 1910-nucleotide messenger RNA. RefSeq names its product rust resistance kinase Lr10-like. Gene Ontology annotation, biological process: protein phosphorylation. The record is from RefSeq and is a predicted model, not a curated record. Bases 132 to 1745 code for a protein of 537 amino acids. NCBI's taxonomy places the organism in Eukaryota, Viridiplantae, Streptophyta, Magnoliopsida, Gentianales, Rubiaceae. Gene Ontology annotation, molecular function: protein kinase activity; ATP binding. The transcript has 3 exons.
UUGAGGGCGUUGACUUUAAAAGCUGCGGUGAGUCUGAUGUUCGACUCUCUUGCGAGCACAACCGCACAGUUCUGUACUUAGGACCCAACUCCAACAAAUAUUAUGUAGCCGAAGAAAGCAUCAGGAAGAUCAUGCACUCAAAAUCGAUUCGUAUUAUGGAUCCUGGGGUUGUGAAGAACAACUGCUCCACUGUUCCACUGUACUCAAUUCUUGACUUUUCAUAUAGUCCUCUAAGCCCUGGUUCUGACGCUUUUCUGUUGAUUUUUGUGACUUGUAAGAGACCAGUCCAUUCUUCUAUGUAUGUAGACACCUCUCCUUGUUUAACCGCCAGGGAAUUUUCCAAUCAGGAAAUUGCUUAUCAGAGCAAUUACAGUUAUGUAGUGGUCAGUAAAUCUUCGGAUCUGGUGGCAUCUGAUAUCGAAGAGACAUGUACCAUCCACAAAAUCAUUACUUCACGGUUUCAGCACUCUCUGAAUGUCAACCUUUCUUUCCAGGACAUCCAUGACGCCAUGGCAUCUGGUUUUGAGCUUAAAUGGGGUUAUAUGAACAUAUGCGAGGCGUCAAUUUUCAAAUGUUUAGCAGUAUACAUUAGUGGUCUGGGCCCGUUCGUAGGUUUUGCCAUUGGAGCAAGAGCAAUUAUUGGUGCUAUAUUACUAGUUGCAUUUCUCAUCUAUAAGUGCCAACGAAGGCAUUUAUCGGUAUAUGAUGCUAUAGAAGAGUAUCUCCAAAGUCGCAACAACUUGAUCCCUAUCAGGUACUCCUAUAAACAAAUCAAGAAGAUGACCAACAAUUUUAAGGAAAAGUUAGGAGAAGGUGGUUAUGGUUGUGUAUACAAAGCAAAAUUGCGGAGUGGUGAACUAGUGGCAAUCAAGAUGUUGAACAAGUCCAAAGCUAAUGGCCAAGAAUUCAUCAAUGAGGUUGCAGCUCUUGGAAGAAUUCACCACGUUAAUGUGGUGCGAUUAGUGGGGUUUUGUGUAACUGCCUCAAAGCAUGCACUCGUCUACGAUUACAUGCCCAAUGGAUCCCUAGAAAAGUUCAUUUUCUCCAAACGUCUGGAUGGAAAUCCAUUAAGUUGGAAGAAGGCAACCGAGAUCGCCAUGGGUGUAGCUCGAGGGAUUGAAUACUUGCAUCAAGGCUGCAGCAUGCAAAUUUUGCAUUUUGACAUAAAGCCACACAACAUCUUACUUGAUGAAAACUUCACGCCAAAGGUUUCUGACUUUGGACUGGCUAAAUUACAUCCUGUUCAAAAUAAUACUGUAAUUCUAAGUGCUGUGAGAGGAACAUUAGGAUACAUGGCUCCAGAAUUGUUCUACAAAAGGGUUGGAAAAGUCUCAUCCAAGGCUGAUGUAUAUAGCUUCGGAAUGCUGCUUAUGGAGUUGGUAGGAAGGAGGAGAAACCUGAAUGCACAUGCUGAGCAUUCAAGCCAAAUGUACUUCCCUUCAUGGAUAUAUGACAAAUUUGACCAAGGAGAGAACCUGGAAAUUGAAAAUGCAACUGAAGAUGAAAACAGAACUGCAAGAAAAUUAAUUUUGAUUGCAUUGUGGUGUAUACAGAUGACGCCAGAUGAUCGGCCUUCAAUGAGAGAAGUUGUGGAAAUGCUACAAGGUGAUCUCACAGCCUUGCAGUUGGCACCAAAACCUCUGUUUUAUCCUCCGGAUUCCCCUCGGCUGGUGCAGAGCAAUAGCUAUAGUAGUACUUGCCAAGAGUCAACAGUUGACUCUGUAUCUCUUGAAGAAACAGAGUAAGAUGAUGCAGCUUAAUGUCAAUGUCACAGCCUGUACAAUGUCCCUGUUUGCUAUACAAUUAUCUAGUCAUGUAAUAUAUAUAGCUCGUAACAUUUUGAACUUACAUAGAUAUAUAUUUGACUACAAAUAAUGGCAGAGUCAGGACUCUAAAGUUAGAAGGGUCAA